Messenger RNA from Dovyalis caffra, 375 nucleotides. Lineage: Eukaryota; Viridiplantae; Streptophyta; Magnoliopsida; Malpighiales; Salicaceae. The record is from the annotation of a GenBank genome assembly.
AUGGCAAGAUCUCUUCCCAGUUCCCACUCAUUCUGCUUGGCCAUGAUCAGAGAUGAACUCGAAUCCACGGAGAUGAACUUUGACGAGGCUGAGGAAGACAGAGGAAAACAGAGCAACAGGCGAUUAAGACAGCACAAGCUUUGUUCUUCAGGCAAACUUCUGAAAAGAAAUCCUUCACCAUCCACCCAUCUCAACACCUCAAGCCUGCAAGAAGAUUUCAAUGCAUCCAAGAUUAAUCAAUUUGUCGAUAAUUCUGAACUCAUAAGGCCUUACAAUAUUGAUCCAAACUACAACAUUCAUGGAGUCCGAUUCAAAGACAAGGGAUUGACAUAUCAGACAUGCUCUUUUCCUGCUAGUCUCUACGCAUUGGCGUGA